Brassica oleracea var. oleracea is the source of this 921-nucleotide messenger RNA. Its product is annotated as transcription factor bHLH55. The coding region runs from base 75 to 824 and encodes 249 amino acids. Lineage: Eukaryota; Viridiplantae; Streptophyta; Magnoliopsida; Brassicales; Brassicaceae. The transcript is spliced from 3 exons. The record is from RefSeq and is a predicted model, not a curated record. Gene Ontology annotation, cellular component: RNA polymerase II transcription regulator complex. Gene Ontology annotation, molecular function: RNA polymerase II transcription regulatory region sequence-specific DNA binding; DNA-binding transcription factor activity, RNA polymerase II-specific; protein dimerization activity. Gene Ontology annotation, biological process: regulation of transcription by RNA polymerase II.
AACAACUCAUAGCACCCAAAGAUCCUCCUAAAGCCAAAACAGUUCCACAGCCAAACAGAUUAAAGCAUCACCCUAUGGAUUUUGCAUCUUCUUCAUUGUUCACAGCAGAUUUUGCCUAUGAAAAUGAGCUAGAUCUCUCGAGUCUGAUAACUCCUUCAACGUUUAUACCAUUCCAAGAACCUAAUCCAUCUAUACCGACCAUUCAUUGCGCCGGGGCUGAAAACGAUGGAAGACAGAGAAUCCGUGAGACGACCACGACCGAUGAAAUCACAAACGAAGAUGUUGAGCCGAAGAACAAGAAAGCGAAACGUAGAGAGAUUGGGAGACAAAGAAGACAAGAAGUCACGUCUCUUUUUAAGAAUCUAAGAUAUAUAUUGCCAUCUCAAUACAUUAAGGGUAAGCGCUCUUCAUCGGAUCACGUUCAAGAAGCUGUGAAUUACAUCAAAGACUUAGAAAAGAAGAUUAAAGAGAUCAGCGAGAAAAGAGACCGAAUAAAGAGAUCUAUUUCUCAUUCAUCUUCAACAGGAGAAUGUUCUAUUAGAUCAUUAGAAUCAUCAUAUUGUUCUUGUGAUGGAUACACACAUAUAGAUGUUAAGGUCAGGACUUGUUUGGUCGGUAUAGAGAUCGUAGCAAGUUGCUGUUUCAGACAAGAAUCUUGUGUUUCAAGUAUUCUUCAGCUUCUGAUUCAAGAACAAUGCCUUGAUGUUGUUAGUUGCAUCUCAUCUAGACUGCACCCAAGAUUCAUACACACCAUUGUUUGCGAGGUGGAUAAAGGAAUAGAAGUUAACUUCCUAGAACUUCAAGAAAAGUUGAUCAAAAUGUGAAAAUUAUGUCAAAUCAUGUGACUAUUCUCUAGCUGUCCGAUUUUAUCGUGAAAGCUUCUUUGAUGCAUUCUAGUUUGAUCUUGAAUUCGCUGUCACC